Molecule: messenger RNA, 1182 nt
Organism: Parasteatoda tepidariorum (common house spider)
Lineage: Eukaryota; Metazoa; Arthropoda; Arachnida; Araneae; Theridiidae
Product: G-rich sequence factor 1
Molecular function (GO): RNA binding
Source: RefSeq, a predicted model, not a curated record
UUUGAUUGUAAAUAAACUCGCUGAAAUAAACAAACAUUGCGUAAACUGAAAAUUUGUAAUUUUAAAUCGAAAUAAAAAUAAUUUUAAUUAGUUAUAUAUAUAUUAAAUAUGGUGUUUCGAAAUAUUGUGCGUAGUUGGAUUCUAUAUCCUAAUUCCAUUCAUGUUUCCUUGUUGCAGAGCAAAAUAUGUGGAUACCCUUCAAUCUUUAUGAGAUAUUGCAAUAGUAGAGCUCAUGUUGUUCAGAUGCGAGGUUUAGAUUAUGAAACUAAAGAAGGAGAUGUUAUUGAUUUUUUCAAGCCAUUAGGCAUAAAACCAAAAGCAGUGUACUUGAAAUCGGAUGCAUCUGGUAGAACUUCUGCUGUGAGUGAAGUUGAAUUCUCAUCUCAUGCUGAAGCUGUUGUUGCUAUGAGGAAGAAAAAUGCUUUUAUGGGUAAUCGUUUUAUUCGUUUAACUUUGAAGUCUAUCGAUGCUAGUCAAGAAUCAAAGAAGAUAGUUGAUAGUAGAACUGUGGAAAAAACACAAAAUGAAGGAACAUUUAAUGUUUCUGAACACUUGGAAAGAUCUCCUUUACCAUCUGGCCACACAGUUAAAAUGAAAAAUGCACCUCCAAGAAUGUCUGAUCAAGCCAUACAUGAUUUAUUUUCACCUAUUGGUCUUGCUCCCAUAUCUGUUAAGCCUAUGUAUGAUGAAAGUGGUAUACGAACUGGUGAAUUUCAUAUACAGUUCUUGACUAAAGAAGAUGCAUUUAGGGCUAUGCUGAAGAACAAUACUUAUGUUGGUAAAAAGUUUGUGGAAUUGUCACUAGGUCAGAGUUGACCUAUAGAAAAAGGAUAUUGUGUUAUGCGUAGAAAUGAAAAGCCUAUUGCUUUCAAGUUCCAUACCUAGAUCUUUAAUGGCAUCUAUCAAUAUAUAGAGAAAGGUCUACAGAGAGAAAGCAUCUAUCUAGAGCUAAAAAGCAUGUAUCUAGAGAGGGAGAAUGCAAAGUUAUUAAAUUUUCAAUACAAAACUGAUUUUUUUAAAUCAAAAUAUUUGUAAUUUUUAAAAUUUUUUAUGGAUAUCACUGGCAGGGUGCAUUUUCUUUUUCUCGAAAUGCGGGGUCAUAGCUCCAUUUUUACAAAGGCUUUUCAUGGAUGUGGUCUAUAUUUGGAAAAUUAUACUUAAAUAAAAAAUAGCAUACUCAAA